AUGUCUGCAGAAGAAGGCAUAAAAGCAGACGUCUUGCCCUUUGGUUUCUUGGAAUCAUCUUUAGCCACCUUGACUGUAUUGUUCACUAGUCUGAGCAGCUCAGGGCAUGGUACGUGGCUCAGUGCGCUCCAGUCUUGUGCUAGCUACCUCCAUGAGAUGAAAGAUUAUGGACCAGUUAAAGGAGGCAAGAAGAAGGACCUGAAUGCACCCAAAAGAACUCUGUCUGGAUUUUUCUUAUUCUGCUCCAAAUUCUGCCCCAAGAUCAAAUCCACAAACUGUAGCAUCUCAUUUGGAGAUGUGGUAAAAAAGCUCGGUGAGAUGUGGAAUAACUUAAGUCACAGUGAAAAGCCAGCUUACAUUACCAAGUCAGCAAAGCUGAGGGCGAAGUAUGAGAAGGAUGCUGCUAACUACAAGUCUGAAGGGAAGUUUGAUGAUGCCAAGGGUCCUGCUAAUGCUGCCCAGAAAAAGGUGGAAGCAGAGGAGGAGGAGAAAUAG
This is a messenger RNA of Rattus rattus (black rat), 495 nucleotides long. Its product is annotated as high mobility group protein B3-like. Gene Ontology annotation, molecular function: DNA binding, bending. The coding region runs from base 1 to 495 and encodes 164 amino acids. Lineage: Eukaryota; Metazoa; Chordata; Mammalia; Rodentia; Muridae. The transcript has a single exon. The record is from RefSeq and is a predicted model, not a curated record. Gene Ontology annotation, biological process: regulation of transcription by RNA polymerase II.